This is a messenger RNA of Planococcus citri (citrus mealybug), 4221 nucleotides long. RefSeq names its product stromal interaction molecule (gene Stim). Lineage: Eukaryota; Metazoa; Arthropoda; Insecta; Hemiptera; Pseudococcidae. Gene Ontology annotation, molecular function: calcium channel regulator activity; protein binding; calcium ion binding. Gene Ontology annotation, cellular component: endoplasmic reticulum; plasma membrane. The transcript has 14 exons. Gene Ontology annotation, biological process: intracellular calcium ion homeostasis; store-operated calcium entry; activation of store-operated calcium channel activity. The coding region runs from base 268 to 2352 and encodes 694 amino acids. The record is from RefSeq and is a predicted model, not a curated record.
UUAUUUUUCACAUACCUCAUACUUGAUACUCAUAGCUUAUUAGUUGUUAUGGAAGUUGUUUCUAUUAUAAGAGUGCAAUUGAGUGCAAUGAUGUGUCAGCGAUAAUUAUGAAUAAAUUUUAAACAAUUUUAAUUGAAGUGUUCGACAAAAAUUAGUGAUAAAUUUCAACGAAAUGUUUCAAUGAUAUGCUUAUCACGGUGAUCGGAAUGUUCGGUGGUGUAGCCUAAUUACAUAUAACAAUGAAUGUAGUGUAAUUUAUUCGUCAACAUGUUAAUAAUAUCCAUCUGUGAUUUAAAGCUUUUCCUUUUAUUAUUAUUGUUUUUCAAUGUCGGAGUGUUCUGUGAAAAUGGUGCUCUUCCAUCUGCGAGCAGAUACGUCCCCAAGCCUGCUGCAGAAAGCAUUACAGAAAAACAAUCAGGGGCAGAUGACUCCGAGUCUAUAUUAUUCGAGAGCUGUUACGAUGAUAUGGCAUGUCUGAUUCGUACCUCCGAAGAUAGACAAGGUCUGGAGGCCAUUCGUGCACUUCAUCGUCAACUUGAUGAUGAUGCCAAUGGGGCCGUGGAUUUAUCCGAAUCUAAUGACUUUUUAAGAGAAGAACUUAAGUAUGAAAAUGGAGCUGAAAGAAGACAGAAAGCGUUUCACAAAAAUGACGACAUGCAUAUUUCAGUUAAAGAACUUUGGGAAGCUUGGGUCAAAUCCGAAGUGCACAACUGGACUGUGGAACAGACAGCCGAAUGGUUAUCGGCAAAUGUAGAACUGCCUCAAUACGUGCCUUCGUUUAUAAUUAAAAGAGUCACCGGUGCACAUUUGCCUAGGCUAGCCAGUGGCAAUGGACAGUAUAUAACCAAUGUCCUUGGAAUUAAAGAUCCUAUUCAUAAGCAGAAAAUUAUGCUGAAGGCUAUGGAUGUUGUCUUGUUUGGACCACCGAAAGCUGACAAUAUUAAUUAUUUGAAGGAUCUCAUUCUAAUAUCAUUAUUAAUGUCCGCAUUGAUUGGAUGCUAUUACGGAUACCGUCGCAGUAGAAAUUCAACUAAUCGUUUAUAUCAUAUGAUGAAAGACAUGGAAAGUUUACAAAAAGCCGAAUUGGAUUUGAAAAACUUACAGAAAGAAUUGGAACGCGCCAAACUAGAACAAGAAAACGUCACAACUGAAAAACAAAAUCUGGAAAAACGUCUGAAAGAACAAUCAGGCGAUGGAUCCGAAAUUCAUAACUCCAAUUGUUGCUUAGAAACGACUCAACUAAAAGCUGAAAUCGAGAUGCUGAGAAACGCAUUACAACGAGCCGAAGGAGAAUUAGUAGAUCGAUACUGGUCCCCGCCACCUGCAUUGCAGUUAUGGUUGCAGCUUACUCAUGAAAUCGAAAACAAGGCUUACGGUUUGAAAAAAGCCUCAGCUGAGAAGCAGCUACAAACAGCUCGAGAGGCUUGUGAAAAACUAAAAAGAAAAAGAUCAAGUCUCGUCGGAGCUUUCGUAUCGACGCAUGGUAAAUCAAUCGAUGACGUUGAUCGAAGUAUUGUCGAUGCCAGAACGGCGUUGAACGAAGUUACUCAAGAAUUAGCUGAAAGAGUCCACAGAUGGAAACAAAUAGAAAAUUUGUGCGGCUUCAAUGUUAUUAAUAAUAAAGGAUUAGGGUAUCUGGAAAGCGUACUCUAUAGAAAUUCAGUUAAUGGACGAAAUCUCGGCUUUAGAGGUCGUAUGAGUAGUCAAGAUAAUUUAGAAGAUGACACUGUCAGUAAUUACUCUGUACCAACUGGUAUAUCGUUUACCGACCGCGCAGCUUUCGAAAAUUUCAAUACUUGGACGGAGGGCCAAGAAACAUCGGAUAGCGAGAAAUUAGAUCAUGAUGAAGAAGAUGAUUCCUUACGUUCAAACGUACAAUUUACCUUAGGUGCUAACGAUGUUGAAGAUAUUCGCAGAAGUAACCCUGUUCUACCCAUACAUUCCAAUUUGCGCGAAAAAGAAAAGGAUAUACCAGCCAGCUUUCCUGCUCGAACAGGGCGUAGCAUUACUAGGUCUUUCACAGAAGAUCAAAAUGGAUCUUCUUUCGAAUCAGAGCUUGCAAAUAAACAGAGUCAUUCGUCGAAUAAUUUAGAUAAUACAGCGGCAGCUUAUAUACAAAAAAUAAGAAGACCUCCUCGUAAAGCUGAAUUAAUCCAUUCGCAUUCGGUCGCGACGACCAUAGAUGAUGAAACAGGUUCAACGGAUUCUAAUCCGAAUACAUCUGAAGAACAUGUUUCUGAAUCAACGAAGAAAAAAAAUAAAAAUAAAUUUUUGUCGAAAUUUUCUCGCAAAAUUUCUAAAAAUUCUUCGGCUAAUAAUUCCCAAUCAUCUAUACAUUUAAAACACGAGUGAGUCUCGUUAUGUUUUUUUUUAAAUCGAGCUUCUCUGGUCAGAAGAACGUUUAUAUGUAUUUUUCAAUCGUAUAAAUUGAACAGGUGUUUUGGUUGUGAUAUGUGUCUGAAGUGUGGUUUGAAUUGUAAUUCAGUUGCUGUGUAGUUUAUAAGUUGCGGAUUAUCUCCUCAAAAUUAACUAUCUGUGAUAUUUCAUUUUAAUAACAAUUUCUUUUUUUAUAAGAUUUACAUCACGAGAUAUAGAGAUAAUUAAUUUUCAUGAUUUGUCAAAACACCUAAAUGGUUAAAUAAGGUUGUUAUUCGUUUAUUCUAUAGUUGAUCUUUAACGAUUGGUUGAGUAGUUGAUCGAGUUUUAUUUGGUUUUAAAUAUUUCAUUUGCAAAAUUAUAAUUUUCUUCCAAAAACUGAAAUUUUGUGCAUUUUUUGAAAGUUUGUUAUAAGUGAAUUUUAUGUAGUAUGGAAAACUGUUAUUUUACUUCUUCUUAGUUUUCCAUGUAAAUUAAAAUCGAAUCUAGUAAAGUAAAAUUACACUUUCGGACGAUAAAUUUCUCUUCGUCUCAAUUUUAAAAUAAUUUUUUUAGUUUCUCUAGUAAGGCUUAUUCUUCUUGUGUCAGUUUCGGCAACUUAGAGAAGAUUUUGCAAAUUUAAUCUGAAAUAGGUUUCUUAAUGGGUAGGAAUAAGGAUCAAGAGAGCAGCUGAAACUCGAUCAAUUAUCCUAUUAACCAAAAUACUUGAAACAAUAUUCAGUGGUUAACCGAUCAAUGAUGUAGUGCUUUCAUCUCGUAGAUUAUCUGGACAAAAUAGAGCGUACGUUGGCAUAGGUUUUCAAUAGAAAUGACAACUUAUUUUAGGUAUAAUUAUCUGAAGUAUGAAAAUGAAAAUGAAAAAAAAAAAUUUGAACCAAGCGAGUGAUCCAUGCUCAAAAGCUGUAUUGCUGAAUAUUUAUUGUCCCUUGUUUUUAUUGAUUAUUUUCCUUAGAUCUUGUAGCUAUACUGCUAUAGUAUAGCUACAUGCUCAAAGUUAUUUUCCCCAAUUAUGUAUUGACAUUUCAAAUGUUUCCCUAAAUUUUUCAGUACAGUAAUCAAAAAAAUGAAUUUUGUGUUAUUUCAUUCAAGUCAAAUUUAACUUGAAGUGAUACAGUUAUUGGACUGAAACAAAUUUAUAUAUUAAUUUUUUUCAUUAGCUUUGAAUAUUUUGCAUUUGAAUGAAUUUGAAAAUCGUUUUUUACUCGAAUGAAGAACUAUUUUGAAUAAAUUGUUUCCUAAUAAAAAUGCUUUUAUUUAUUAUGUAUGCGUCAGCUAGUAAAGUAAAAGCCUCAGUACUUACCUUGUUUAAUAAUAUAUCAUUUUGUAAGAUUUGUAGAAGGCAUUUUUAAAUGUUCUGUGUUAUUGUUUUUGUUCAUGUUGUUUUGUAUGUGCUUAUUUUUAAGUACCUAAUGUAAAAAAUUUCUUAUUUUUAAGUAUUUUCUCAUUUCUGAAUGCAAAUUUUUGAACCUUUUAAUCAUAACUCAUAAUCAUUAUUAUUUAGGUACUUGAAGUAUGUAGUAUAUCGUUAUUAUUAUAUGAUUAUUGCGUUUUCGUUUCGUAUUUGAUUUUAAUUUAAAUCUGUGAAUAGGGUAUUGUAUUUACGCUUUUGUGAUAGAAAGUCUCAUUUUAUUUGUGAAUGAUGAUUGAUUCUUGUGCGUGUGAAAAUUGAAAUUGUAAUAAUUUUUUUAUUCAUGCUAAAUUUGUUAUUAAAUUAUUGUUGUUCGUAAUUCAUUUGUCAUUUUUAAAGUAUUAUUAGGAUGCAUAUAGGCAACUAGAAAACUCCUUUAAUUAUGAAUAAUUGUGUACUCGAAGUUGAUCUGAAUUAUAAUUGAUAUCUUACCGCGA